Messenger RNA from Stegostoma tigrinum, 6958 nucleotides. Its product is annotated as potassium voltage-gated channel subfamily KQT member 1. The coding region runs from base 422 to 2494 and encodes 690 amino acids. Gene Ontology annotation, cellular component: voltage-gated potassium channel complex; membrane. Gene Ontology annotation, molecular function: voltage-gated potassium channel activity. The transcript has 19 exons. NCBI's taxonomy places the organism in Eukaryota, Metazoa, Chordata, Chondrichthyes, Orectolobiformes, Stegostomatidae. Gene Ontology annotation, biological process: potassium ion transport; transmembrane transport. The record is from RefSeq and is a predicted model, not a curated record.
CUCUCUUCGCCCUGGCUGCUACGUUAGGGAUUUACCCGCGGCUGAGCCAAGGCGGAAUUCCGAGGCUCCCAGUCUCUGUGUGCCCCGGUUCCUUCCCAGUCACUCUGUCCUUUCUCCACCCCCACCCCCUUUUGAUAACUGUUGCCAGUCUCCAAUUCCCCCUCCGGGCAAUGGGGCAGACAUGAAGAAAAGCCACGAGGUGCCGCCGGGUCGUCUGUGGUUCUUGUCGGUGUGAGACCAAGUAGUAGUGGUUUUCUUUAAGGAUUGAGGAAGAGCUGUUUGCUGGGGCUGUUGGUGAGGGGAAGUCAUCCCCCCACCCCCCAUCGCCAGCACCCAGUCACCGGCUGCCUUUGCUUUGUUGUGCUCGAUCUGAAGACCAGAAGCUCCAACACGCCUGCUUGCGUUUUCUCCCCGCACACCCAUGUCCUCGGAGGUCAAGUCGCGAUGGAGUGGCUCCGGUUCACAGAAGAGCGGCUCGGCCCGCAUAUCGACGAUGCUGGAGAUGUCUGAGAACGCGGCCAGCGCGCAGUACGAGCCGGUUCCGCUACCCUUACAGAGAAGCAACAGUCCGGAGGGCGGCACCGAUAACAAUCCACCGAUCCGAGCCGCCGACAGCCAGCCGGAGGUGAUCAUCAACCCUGAUAUUCCCCCUAAAGCUCUGUCCUUGCCUGCCCAGAUGUCAUCUUACAGCACCCGCAAGCCCCUCUUCUCCAAAGUCAACAUUCAAGGGAGAACUUACAACUUCUUAGAACGGCCAACCGGCUGGAAAUGUUUUAUCUACCACUUCACAGUAUUUCUUAUCGUUUUGGUUUGCCUCAUCUUCAGUGUCAUGUCGACAAUUGAGCAGUACCAUUACUUUGCCAAUAGAGCUCUUGUUUGGAUGGAGAUUGUAUUAGUGGUAUUCUUCGGAACAGAAUACAUCGUCCGACUGUGGUCAGCAGGCUGUCGCAGCAAAUAUGUUGGAUUUUGGGGAAGGCUGCGCUUUGCCAGAAAACCGAUCUCAAUCAUUGAUCUCAUAGUAGUCGUGGCUUCAGUUAUUGUCCUCUGUGUGGGAUCAAAUGGACAAGUCUUUGCAACAUCAGCCAUCAGGGGCAUUCGUUUCCUGCAAAUCCUUCGAAUGCUACAUGUCGAUCGGCAGGGAGGCACCUGGAGACUUUUGGGAUCAGUUGUCUUUAUCCAUCGACAGGAGCUGAUUACCACCCUUUACAUCGGGUUCCUGGGCCUGAUUUUUUCCUCCUACUUUGUGUAUCUGGCUGAAAAAGAUGCUGUGGAUGACAGUGGCUCCCAACAGUUUGGCAGUUAUGCAGACGCCCUAUGGUGGGGUGUGGUGACGGUCACAACAAUUGGAUACGGAGACAAAGUUCCCCAGACCUGGAUCGGCAGGACAAUUGCUUCGUGUUUCUCUGUGUUUGCAAUUUCAUUUUUUGCUCUUCCUGCAGGGAUUCUGGGUUCGGGGUUUGCCCUCAAGGUUCAACAGAAACAACGGCAGAAGCAUUUUAAUCGUCAGAUUCCUGCAGCUGCUUCUCUCAUUCAGACAUCAUGGAGAUGCCACGCAGCAGAAAACUAUGAAUCUGCAACGUGGAAAAUGUAUGUCCGACAGCCUGUCAACGCAUAUGCCCCAUCUCCAAGUCCAAAGUCAAAGAAAUUACCGGGCAAACGAAAGAAGUUCAAGAUUGAGAAAGACAAUGGGCUGAACUCCGAGAAAUCAUUGAAUGUGCCUAACAUCUCGUAUGACCAUGUCGCUGACAAGGAUGACCGAAAAUCUGAAAACUCAAACAUCGAUGGAUGUGAUUCAUCAGGAAAAACAAAGAUGCUGAAAACAACUGUUCGCCAGCAUUCUUGGGCUUCCUUUACUCCAAUCUAUUCCUUCAGCUUUCCUUCUCCUCAAGUGAAGAAAUCCCUGGGGAUGCUUGAUGUCAACAGUGGAGCCUUGUCAAGAGCAAACAGCUAUGCCGAUGAUCUUGAUCUCAUCGAGGGAGAGCCGGUGCUGGCUCCUGUCACACACGUUUCUCAGUUGAGGGAGUCCCACAGGGUUACCAUCAAGGUGAUUCGCAGGAUGCAGUAUUUCGUAGCAAAGAAGAAAUUUCAGCAAGCCAGAAAGCCUUACGAUGUCAGAGAUGUGAUCGAGCAGUAUUCUCAGGGUCAUCUUAACUUGAUGGUGCGAAUCAAGGAAUUGCAAAGAAGACUAGACCAGUCCUUAGGAAAACCAACCAUGUUCCUAUCUGUCUCAGAAAAAAGCCAGGACAGGGGCAAGAACACAAUCGGGGCAAGGCUUAAUAGAGUGGAAGAGAAGGUCGUGGACAUGGAUCAGAAGUUAAAUACCAUCACCGACAUGCUGCAGCGUCUGGUUGCCAACCAACAGGAACAGUCAUACCCUCAGGCUGAGCCUCUGGCAGAGCGAUCCACAAUACAAGCCAUUGCAUCAACUCACAUCUCCUUGCCCAGCUACGAGCAGUUGACCGUGCAUAAGAGAGACCAAGACAACGUGGCCUGAUCUCUGAUCCUCUACUUCCUAAAAUUUAGUAGCAUUGAAGAGAUUGGAAGAGACCUGUUCAAUAUUGUAAGAUAGCCCUCAAGGUUACACACAUAACUGGCACAAACCUGGGGGAGGGCUGUCUCAUUUACUGAAGAAGUCUGUGAAACUUGAAAGCACCCACCAUUAGACUGUGUAUGUUUUCUCAGCCUAGGCAACCCCUUCCAAUUCCAGUUUGCCGAUCUCACCAGUUUUGCAAAGGAAGAGUUCUUCGUACAGCUCUACUGAGCCUCCGAAAAUUCCUGAUCACAUUUCAACUCUCCUCUGGCUGUUCGUUCAGGCAAAUGUGAAUGUUAUGCUUGGACAGCCUGAAAGAUAAGCGGGAAAGACAAAUAGCACACAAUGUUAACAUAAUCCUUUUUAGAGUAGGCGAGAUGUUUUAAAUUGCAAAAAUCAAUAUGUUGUAUGAUUCGGGAGCAUUUGAAGCUCAAAAUCAGUGUAACGUGUGUAGUCUUCUCCCACCUACUCAGUGGUAGCCUAAGAUGUAUUUAAUUAUUUAAAAAAAAAUCUCUCUUUUACAUCCAUUCUGUGGGCAGUAUACUAACCAUAAGGGCAACACCCAGGCAAAAUCAAUGUGGGGUCAAUUUCCCAGGGCACAAUGGGUCACUGCCCAACAACAGUUCCCAAAACAUUUGAUCCCAGUUCAUUCCAGGAUUAGUGUUUUCUUCAGGACCGGAAUGUGCAUACUUCCUCAAAAGCUGAAGUCCUCCACACUUGGGUUUUCCUUCCCCAUUUUAUUUUUGAAUGCCUGCAAGCAAGGAGUGGGGGGGCUAAUACAGCCUCAGCCACACUUCUCGUUUUUAACUAGGACAGCAAAGGUGGCCAUGACUUCCCCUGUCACUGUCAGCGCAACUCAUUGUCAAUUAACUCUGAUUGACAAGUGAGCUUGGUGCAACCACUGACCUCUUUGUUUUCUCUCACUGCCCCUUCCCAAUCAUUCUCAGGGGUUGGCGCACCAAUUCGCUACUGCAAACGAUCUUUGACUUCCCUCUACAAAUGAAGCAAAGCAUGGCUAUGGGUUUAACUGAUGACUCCUUGCAUAACUCAAAAGAAAAUCACUUAGGAAAUUUUGACUUUGUGCCGUCGUGUAAAACAUCAAAAGUAUAGGAUUUUACAUCCCAAUUUUGACUGAGUCCUUGGAGUAUAACUGGGAAUGAUGUCAACCAAUUCAUUACCAUCUGUUUAUACUACCUUUGAUUUGAUUUGAUGUACUGUAAUCCCGUGUACCUGAGUACAGUGAAAAUCUUUGUUUUGCAAGUAGUACAGGCAAAUCAUAGUAAGCAAGGAGAUACAGACCAUAGGGUGCUUAGACAGAGCGAGGCAUACAGGUUACGCUGCACAGAAGGUGCACAAAGCAAGAUCCACAUUGGCAAAAUCAACAUCAUUUGGAGUUAGCAAGUCCAUUCAUCAGUCUAAUAAUGACAGAGAAGAAGCUAUUCUUGAACUUGUUAGUGUGUAUGUAUCCAAGCUUCCGCCCCCAAGACCUCUCACCCUCUUGUCCUUUCUAAGACAAAUGCUUGCUGCCUUAAUGUGUACCAGUCAUUAGGCUAUUGGAUGGAAUGGGGGGAAAGACCAGAAGAAAUAUGCAGCUAAGCUUCGAACCUCACUUUCACCGCUUGGGUGAAAACUAGGCAGAAGCAUUCUCCAUAUUCUCUGCCAGCUUACUGCCAGGGGAGGGGAGGUGAUAAAGUUUCAACAUAGAACUAAUUGGUAAUUCUGACGUGCCAAUCCACUCAAUGAUGGACAUAGCGAGUUGGUAUUUAAAUUACCAUUCUGGAUUUGUGGCAGUCCAGCCGAGAGAUUUGUGUUACUAAGCAACUGGUCAUAUCCUAGAUAAGCGAAAGGCCCAUGAGUUUAUUCACCAAAAGGCAAUCACUAAUCUGGUGAGUAUCAACCACAAUAUCACUCAGGCACCAUGGGAUCAUAAAUCAUGGCGUCAAUCCAACCUGCUGAAAUGUUAAUCAAGGUAAUCUAUGACAAAUCUUAAAAUAAAUAAAAACAGAACAUGCCAGAAAUUAUCAGCAAGCCUGGCACCAUCAGGAAAGAGAGAGGCACAAAGAUUUUCUUUCAGAACAACGCACAGACCUGUACCCAUGGAAAGGAAGAUUGAGCGGGAUGUGUAAUGGGCAACCAGUUUGCUGCUACCUAUUCUGUGCCUCCUCCCCCACUGCAGUUUGUCCUCCUGACCAUAUGGUAUUGAGUGAGACAAUGCGGGAAGAUAUGAAGCUCUGUGUUCAGUUUGCACUGACCUUGAACUGAAGGCAGCAGUUAGGGGGCAGUGUGACUGUUUGCUUCCAAACCCGACAGUCAGGAAGAGGCAUGGGAAGAGAAUCAGUGGCAAUUGCUGACUGUUUGCUGAGGAGGGCUCCAUGAAAUCAGGAUUGAGCUGAAUCAUGAUGCAUUUCGUGGUCAAAUUGCCUAAAGACUUCAAAUAAAAGUUUGAUGCUUGCCCCAUGGCAUGGAGCUACUCCUCUGCUACAUGUUGACCUUGCCACUUUGGGCAGCAAUCAAUGCGUAUUACUUCGGCCUGAAUUGGCAGACGUUUGAUUAUUAUAUGCAAUCAUGACACAUUGUCAUCCAUCGUACUCUCUACCAAUGGUGCCCUUAUUACAUUGGACUCUGAGACAUGCUAAGCAUUCUAUAAGAAACUGGCAAGGAAUUGACAAUUUAAACUUGAGACACUGUGAAAAGGAUAAAAAUUUGGGGGAGAACAUGCUUCGAUCUACACCUUGUCUAGAGAUCCUAGUCUCGAGUGGGCAGGGUCCACAUAGAAUCUGACAAAAUCACACUCUGUCGAGCAUCAUUGUGAGAUACUGGAUGCAGUGGGACUCCAGGAAAUCUGACCCCUGUCUCCACACAUGUUCACAUUUAUAACUGGAACCCAUCCUAGUUUAACACACUCCCUGUUGGUGUGCUGCUGGUUCGGGAGGUGGUAGGUGCAGGGAGAUUGGGCAAAGCCCAGUGGACAGAUUACUGUAACUUUCCGUUUCUCAGAUAUUUUUUGUCUUCCAUUUUCAGAAGAAGCCAUGCAUACCUUAUUCCAACCUGACUUCCUGCUUUCCCUUCAUCUUUUCCUUGUGGGACCUUGCACGUAGCCACUUUAUUGUAACGUUUCUACACCUGCCGGACGUGUUGAUGCCCCUUAGUUUUGUUUGCCAGUUGAUAGGCCUAGUCAAAAAGUUUUAGUUAGGCUGUGGCCAUUGAAAGAAGGGCCAUUUGCCCCACUGCCCCUUACCUCUCGCCCUCCCCUCCCCUCCCAACAUGGCAGCAGCCAACAGACAUGGAAACUCCACUUCAUCAUCAAAAAAAAUUCAAACAAGCUAGUGUUGAGGUCAAAUACAGGGCAGACUUAAACAAAAACUUUAUGUGGCGCCAGCCCAUGUUUGCUGCCAUUUUAAGGGAUGGGAAAGGAGCCAAAUCAUAUCAAGAUGAAACCACUGUGCAUAAUAUUAUUACUGUUCAAAGGAGCAGCCCUCUACGAAACUAAUGAUAUCAUAAGAUGCUAGGAAUUACAGUGAAGUCCAGUACAUCUCAAAAUUAUAAGCGAUGCCAUGACAAUUGCACAAAGCACUAUACCUGAUAGUUUUCUUUUUAAGAAUGAAGUCACUUGGUGCCUGCCAGGGGUACAAUACUGUGUACAAAUAUCUAUUUACUGUUGGAUAAUAGGAAAACCAACAUGUCAAUCAACAAAAUGAAGUCUUUUAUCUGUAUAUAUAAAGACAUAGAUUAUAUAUAGUAGAUUUUCUACUGAUAUUUACAACCUGGGGUUUCAUAUAAAUUUUAUAAAUUUUCCUUCUCAAAUGAGGUUGAUUAAAUUAAAAACAUUGCUGUAAUAAUGUAGAAUGGGUUGACAGAUCAUUUUCCCCUCUUGACAACCUUUUCUACCCCUUUCUCUCUCUCUUCCGUAUCCAAUCACGUAUAUAUGCUUUCUCCCUCACAUCUCUUUGUCUCUGCCACUGUUCGCCUUUUACCUUCCCUUCACCGGUAGGUCCCUUUCCUCAUUUCUUGUUUCGUCUGUUAUUCGAUCCCCUCUACAUCACACCCUCUUUCUUUCCACUGUUAUAGUACCAUCCCCUGCUUUCUGCCUUCCCCCCUUUCUUUUCUCCUUCCUGUCUGUUUUCACAAAAUCACCUCUUUCCUUUGCAAUUCUCACCUUUCCUCUUCUGUCUUCUUUGGCUCUCUCAUGAUCUUUCUGUCAUGUAGUGGGACAUUGUAACAGCGAUUUGUUAGACAUUUUUUUAUUUGCUUUCUUCAUUUCAAUCCAGUUCGAAUGGGCUACUCAGCAAUAUUCAAAUACAACUAUGAAACAAAUCAGCUGGGACUCAUGCUGUGAUUUAUAAGGUAAAUUUUAUAAUGAUACCUUUUUUAACUCAGAUAUUAUAAAGACACCAGUUUGGUAUCAUGCCUCAAUAAAACCAAAAAUCU